Messenger RNA from Oncorhynchus masou masou (cherry salmon), 1206 nucleotides. Its product is annotated as protein phosphatase 1 regulatory subunit 3G-like. The transcript has a single exon. Gene Ontology annotation, cellular component: protein phosphatase type 1 complex. The coding region runs from base 140 to 985 and encodes 281 amino acids. Gene Ontology annotation, molecular function: glycogen binding; protein phosphatase 1 binding. NCBI's taxonomy places the organism in Eukaryota, Metazoa, Chordata, Actinopteri, Salmoniformes, Salmonidae. Gene Ontology annotation, biological process: regulation of glycogen biosynthetic process. The record is from RefSeq and is a predicted model, not a curated record.
AUGCUGAACACAGAAACAGGCAGAAUUGGACGAUGAGCUUUUAAAUGGGCGUAUCACACUAACUGAGAGGUUCCACGGGAAUGUAAACUUCAUCAUUGGAACUAUUCCGGUGUUUAUUCAUAACGGACGCAUUGCCAAUAUGUCUGAUUCAGGCCUCCUGUCUGAUUCCAAACAAUGUUUUCCGAAUCCAGGUAAAACCAUGAUAUCGGGAAUUGACGAAGAGCCAACGGAGAAUGGUCAUGAUGAGGAGUUGAAAGAUGGCAUAUUGGAACCGCCAGAAAUGUAUAUGAAAGACAGGCGAAGAGCAAAAUCCCUGCCCGCGUACCCAAAGCAGGCUACGCUUUUUGAAGAAAUAGCCAAUAACGGCCGAAAACGGGUGAAGUUCGCAGACUCCAUGGGGCUUGAUUUGGCAAGUGUGAAGCACUUCAGCACAACAGAAGAACCGCAAAUCCCUUCCAAGGUAUUUUCAAGACUGCAGAGCUUUCCCCCUCAACAACAGGACCGAGAGUAUCCGAUUGGGGACCUGUGCAUAAACUUUCAAUCCACCUUGACCAUGGACCGUCUCGUCCCAACUUUCAAGAUGCCCGUUGAGUCUGAACAUUUUGAGACCACGGUAUUGCAGCGCCACGUCAACCUGGAGAAGGUGACCAUCACCCGGUUUGACGUCCGUGGGCAGAUUCGGACAAAUAUUCAAAGUUGUUGCACGAGGGAAGUUGGUGUGAGGUACACGUUCAACGAGUGGCUGUCUUCUGUGGACGCGCAGGCGAUACCCAUGCCUGUGGAUGACAAUAUUGUCGGUGAGCGUUAUACCUUUACCUUGUACACACCUCCGUUCCGAGACCCAACUUCCUCGGUGCACUUUGCGGUGUACAUCAGGAAUGACCAGGGCGAGUUUUGGGAUAACAACAAUGGACAAAACUAUACCUUGAAGUAUCACUGUACAGGCAUGGUAAACUACGAGAGCGCGGCAUUUCACGCCACUUAAAACGCGCUCUUAUGCACGUUCGUAAAGUUGGUGUCGUUCAACAAGUGUUCUUAGGAAGUUGUUCUCUAUCACGUGGAUUGAUAUAUACUUUUCAAUAAAUGUAAUAUUUUUCCCCUUUACAUAAUGAUUAUGACUUAUUAAGGCCUACUGAAGAUUGAUGUGCUGACUUUGAACCAAAAAAGGGAACCACUCUGAUCCAUCCUUUUUUUAAAGUAAAACAU